This is a messenger RNA of Cicer arietinum (chickpea), 1257 nucleotides long. The record is from RefSeq and is a predicted model, not a curated record. NCBI's taxonomy places the organism in Eukaryota, Viridiplantae, Streptophyta, Magnoliopsida, Fabales, Fabaceae.
AUGGCAACGGUCCUUUUGGAGUUUGUGGCGGCCUUUGCAGCCACAAAAGGUAACGGCUAUAAGCGUUUGUGGCGGCCUGGGCGGCCACAAAUGGCAACGUCACUUUGGGAUUUUGUGGUGGCCUGGGCGGCCACAAAUGGCAAUGUCACUUUGGGAUUUUGUGGCGGCCUUUGCAGCCACAAAAGAAUGGGGCGUGCAAAAGUAGCGAUAAAAUACAUCAAUAAUGAAAAAGUUCGCAAAAUAACUUUUAUGAAUAGAAAAAAAGGAUUAACAAAUAAAGUUUCUGAUUUUUCUACUAAAUCUGGAGCCAAAGCUUGCUUGAUUAUGUAUGAUGGUGAUGGUAAUGUUGCGCCAACAAUAUGGCCAGAAAACCCUACACUGGUAAACUCAAUGCUACAAGAAUAUGAGAAUCAAAAGAUUGAAGCAUCUCCUAAGAUUUUUGAUAUAAAAAAUUACUUCAAAAUUAAGAAGGAAAUAGUUGAAGCUGAAAUUUUAAAAGUGAAAAAAGCUAUAUUAAGGAACAAGUUUCCAACUUGGGAUCCAUCUUUCAAUAACAUGCAAGUGGAGCAUCUUACGGCUUUCAUGGAAGCUAUAAAUGCUAAGGUUCAAGAUUGUAAUGAAAGAAUAAACAUGAUGAAAAAUAUCCAAGAAAUUGAAACUAAUUUCUUGCAUAAUACGUCUCACAUGCAAAAUAUGGUUCCAGAGAGUCUUGACUCCUCAAAUUCAAGUCAAAUCAAUGUCAUUCAAAGCAUCCCUCAAAUGGAACAAUACAUCCAUGACCCUAUGGAAUUACCACUAGAUGAUGUUUAUGAGAUGGUGAAUUUCACUAAUCAUGUUGAUUUGCCUCCAAAUUCAUCAACAAACCAACUUUGUCAACUUGUAGAGUGUGAUAAUUUAGAGGUUAAGCCUAUUAAUGUUUGUCAACUUGUGGAGUGUGAUGAUUUAGAGGUUAAGCCUAUCAAUGAACGAGGCAAUCAAUUUGCUGAUGUUGAUGAUUGGACCAAUCAACUUGACGAUGAUAUUUGGAAUUGGAUUCGUCAACCUGAUCAGUUUUCUUGGAAUGAUAUUUCCUUUUUACCUCCAAGCGAGCAUGAAAGUGCAAUGGGCUCACGAGGAAGAGACGACAAAAUCAUACGAGUUACAUGUGACGCUGACACUUUUACAUCAUCCAUGAUGAAUCCUCCAAAGAUGAUUCAACCGACAACUUCAAGGAAAAAAAGACGGAUGAUAAUUGAAGACGAUGAUAAGGGAGAGUAG